GUGAAGCUAAUAAUCAUCACUCGUGAGAUUAGCUAUGAAGGCAGGGAGCGGCGUUCGCAUGGCUACUGGCAACGGGGAGAACAGCUACGCCGCAAACUCCCGGCUCCAAGAGAAGGCCAUUUUGGAGACAAGGCCGGUGCUUCGCGAGGCCAUAGAAGAGGUGUACAAGUCGCUCUCCGACCGACGGAGCAUGAUCGUCGUUGCCGACCUCGGCUGCUCGUCGGGCCCGAACACUCUGCGUGUCGUCUCCGAGGUGAUCGGCGCGGUCCAGUUCUACACUCGGAAGUCGGAAGAAGAACGGCGCGCCGUGGAGGUGCAGUUCUUCCUGAAUGACCUGCCAGGGAACGAUUUCAACCUCGUCUUCCGGUCACUGGAGGAACUUGAAGAUCUCGGCGGCAAAGAGACGCAGCCCUACUACGUGGCGGGCCUGCCGGGAUCCUACUACAGGAAGCUUUUCCCUUUCCGGAGCGUCCACCUCUUCCACUCGUCCUACUCCCUCAUGUGGCGCUCUAAGGUAUGCAUGCAUCAUAUUGUCUGCAAUGUGAUAAUUAUGUCCUAGCUAGUAUUGUUCAAGUUUUAGUUAAUUAACGAUGUGUAACAUCGUUGUUCGAUAAAUCAAGCUUUAUUUAUGUGGGCGUUGUCAGAUAUGAAUGAAGAAAA
Molecule: messenger RNA, 660 nt
Organism: Triticum aestivum (bread wheat)
Lineage: Eukaryota; Viridiplantae; Streptophyta; Magnoliopsida; Poales; Poaceae
Product: anthranilate O-methyltransferase 2-like
Exons: 2
Coding region: 35-559 (174 amino acids)
Molecular function (GO): methyltransferase activity
Source: RefSeq, a predicted model, not a curated record